Podospora pseudopauciseta is the source of this 3400-nucleotide messenger RNA. Its product is annotated as putative NRPS-like protein biosynthetic cluster. The transcript has 2 exons. Bases 377 to 3400 code for a protein of 1007 amino acids. The record is from RefSeq and is a predicted model, not a curated record. Lineage: Eukaryota; Fungi; Ascomycota; Sordariomycetes; Sordariales; Podosporaceae.
CGGCAUUUGAAUCUGUCGGGUGAGUAAGGCCAACAACUCCUGUAACCUCAACCCCCAAGCACAAGAGAGGCAGAGCACAGCCUUGCUUGCUCAGCCAGUCUACCUCAUCGUUGACCGAGUGGGGGGUUUUACGUGCUAAGCAUCUACAGCUCCGGCGGUGAAACAUGAAACAUAGGGAGAGAAUGGGAACCGAUAAAUAUCACAGUGUUUGUCUGAGAUGGAUGUCAUCAUGUCUUGGGUUACCGGACCGUUCACACCGAGACAAACAUUGUAGAUCCUGUCGGCUUCAAGAAUUCAUCGCUAUAUCCAUCGAAAAUUCACAUCACUUUACAACUUCAUAUCUUGUCUCGUUUGUAACCUCCCCAUCUACCUAGCAAUGUCCUCUCUCACAUAUGUUGUCGACGAGCUCGCCGCUGAGGUCCCUCACGAUACCUGGGUCAAGAUCCCAUCAUCACCGACCAAGAUUGAAGAGAUCACAUGGCAAAACUUUACCUUCCAGCAGCUCGGCCAAGCGGUAGACAAGCUAGCUCACUGGAUUGACAAACACUUGGGCCCGGCUGGCUUGGGCCGGGACGAGCCCCUUGCCUACACUGGCAUCAACGACAUUCGAUACCCCAUAGUCAUCCUGGCGGCGUUGAAGACCGGGCACAAGAGCCUUCUAUUAUCGCCCAGAAACUCCGUUGAGGGCCACUGCGCUCUCAUAACCCCUACCCGCUGCACCAAACUUCUUCACAGCCAAGAGCUCUCCGACCAAGCUUCUGAAAUCGGUCAAAAGCUCGGCCAUCUCAGCGUCCUCCGCAUCCCAGACCUGGAACACCUUCUCGAGACCACCACCAACCCCACCCCGUACCAGAGCAAAUGCAAUGAUACGACCCCCGACCACGAGACAGUCAUGAUCCUCCACUCAAGCGGCACCACCGGCCUCCCCAAGCCCAUCCCCCUCAAAGCCGGCGUCCUCACCACCGCCGGCAGACUACUCGCCACCCUCCCCACCCCCGCCGGCCGUCUAAACACCCACGACCCGCUCUACACCACCCCCCUCAUCCUCUCCAUGCCCCCCUUCUUCCACGCCUUUGGCAUGAACCUCCUCGUUCGAUCCCUCCACUACCGCCGCCCUCUCGUCCUCCUCCCACCCAGCACCCCCCCAACAGCAGAGCUGAUGCUCCACGCAGUGAAAACCACCCGCCCGACAGGCAUGGUUUGCACCCCUUCUAUUCUGGAAGAUAUCUGCAGUUUGCCUCACGGGAUUGAGACCCUGAGGGCGUCAGAUAUCGAGUGUAUCUACUCCGGCGGCGCACCACUAGCCAGGUCAUGCGGCGAUGUCAUUGGGGAGGAACUCUCCCCUCGUAUCACGCUGGUGAACGGGAUCGGCACGACCGAGAUUUGGAACGCGACCGGGUAUACACCGCUGGACCCCAGGGAUUGGGAGUAUUUCGAGUGGAAUCCUGCGGCGGGCGUUGUCAUGGAGGGGGUUGGUGGAGACGAGAAUACUGCCGAGUUGGUGAUUAAGCGGUUGGGAGGGGAGGAGGGGAGGUUCCAGUUUGUGUUUUAUAACUUUCCUGACUCGGAAGAGUGGCGGACGAAGGACUUGUUUGAGCGCCAUCCGCUGAAAGAAAAUCUGUGGAGGUAUGUGGGACGGGUGGAUGAUGUUAUUGUGCUGAGUAAUGGGGAGAAGCUGAAUCCGGUGACGUUUGAGAAGAUAGUGGAGGGGCAUUCGAUGGUGAAAGGUGCGGUGAUGGUGGGGAGUGGGCGGUUCCAGACGGGACUGAUUGUGGAGGUUCAUGAUGUGAGUUUGGGGGUGAAGGAGGUGGUUGAGAGGAUUUGGGAGAGGGUUGAGGAGGCGAAUGAGCAGUACCCGGCUCAUGCGAGGGUGUGGAAGUCGAUGGUGAGGGUCGCGCGACAAGACAAGCCGUUUGAGAGGACGCCGAAGCGGACGGUGAUGAGGAGGAAUACGUAUGUGGCUUAUCAGGCCGAGAUUGAAGAAAUGUAUGCCAGUGCGAUGGUUAUCAAUGGGGUUACAGCUGAGGGUGUGUUGGACGAGACCAUGAUCUUGGCUCAAAUUCGGGAUGCGGUCAACAGCGUGAUCAAGCGACGCGGAGACGUUACAGACGACACUAACCUGUUCGCCCUUGGCUUCGACUCCCUUCAAGUCCUUCAGCUCAUCCUCACCCUCAAAAGCACCGUCCAAUCCAGCCUGCAAGGCAAAUUCUCGCUCCGUCUGGUCUACGAGAACCCCAGCAUCAGCCAACUUCACCGCGCUCUCUGCUCUGCCCCAGGCACCGCCACCACCAACACGUCAAGAGCAGACAAAUUCGACGCGCUCAUCAAAGAAUACACUCCCUCCCUCCGCCUCCCCCGUCCUUCCCACACCGAACCCAAAGGCUUCAAAGUCAUCCUCACCGGCACAACCGGCACCCUCGGCUCCUCCCUCCUCUCCUCCUUCCUGGCCAACCCAACCAUAACCCAUAUCUACUGCCUCAACCGCUCCAAACCCAUCUCACCCAACACCUCCCAAGUUACAUACCUCCAAACCGACCUCCUCCACCCUACCCUCGGCCUCUCAUCCAAAACCUACAACACCCUCAUGCAACCCCAACUGCUAAUACACUCCGCCUGGCCCGUUAACUUCAACCUCCCCCUCGACUCCUUCCUCCCUUCCAUCUCCGGCACAGCCAAUCUCAUGGCCCUCAACCCAGCAAAAUUCGUCUUCAUCUCCUCCAUCGCCACCGCCAUGGCGGGGACCUCACCUGUCCCGGAAAACUUCACCCAAGACCACAACCUCCCCUUGUCAACAGGGUACGCCGAGUCCAAACACCUCGCCUCCUGUGUCCUGGCCAACUCCCCCAUCCCGAGCACAAUUCUGAGGGUAGGGCAGCUUGCUGGGAGGGCAGAUGGUGUAGGGAGACAGUGGAAUAAACACGAGUGGGUUCCUAGCUUGGUGCAGACAUCCCUCAACAUGGGCAUGAUCCCGUCCACCUUGGGGGGGAACCAAAAAGCAGUGGAUUGGAUACCCGUUGAUCUUGCUGCUGAGGCAAUUGUGGAGCUGGGGUUGGGGGGCAGUGGGAAGGGGAGGGAGUGUUACAAUGUUGUCAACCCCUCCUGUGCUGAUUGGGAGGGGACGAUGGUUGGCGCCGUGCAGGAGUAUGCAGGCAAGACUGAGAGGGGGAAGCUAAAGGUGGUGGGGGUAGCAGAGUGGUUGGAUGCUUUGGGGGAAAAGAACGACGCAGAACGGUACCCGGCCUUGAAGCUGAAGGAGUUCUUUGAGGGGUGGAGAGACGAGAGACAGGGUCCGGUCAUCUUUCAGACAGACAAGGCGAAAAAGACGAGCCAGACGAUGGGGAAGAUGGCAGCUGUGACCGGGGAGAUGAUGAGUCGGUGGCUGGAUGCUUGGGCUUUUUGA